AGAGGCGUCUUGUGCUGCAUCUUGUCGUCGAUGGUGGUGUUGGUGCUCGUUAGAGGCGUCUUGUGCUGCAUCUUGUCGUUUUAUGGGCAGACAGAGUUGGAAGGGAAGAGACACAGAGACAGGUAGAGAGAGACACAGAGAGAUAGACAGAGAAAUACACGGAGAGAGAGAGAGACAGAGAUAGACACAGAUACACACACAGAGAUAGAGACACAGAGAGAUAGACACAGAGAGAGACACAGAGACAGAGAGACACACAGAGAGACAGAUAGAGACACAGAUAGAGACACAGAGACAGAGAGAGACAGAGACACACAGAGAGAGAGACACACAUAGAGAGACAGAGAGAGACGGCUAAACUGAAGUUCUUCAAAGUCAACACAUUUCGCGUCGAUUGCCUCGCGUGCGAGAUGGCCUCGCACUUCGAACUCUCGUUCGCCAAACGAGAGGAGGAAGAGGCUGAGGAUCAUCAUCAUCAGCAGAAUCAUCAUCAUCAGCAGCGGCAGCAUCAGCAGCAGAAUAAUCAUCAGCAGAAUCAUCAUCAGCAGCAGCAUCAUCAUCGUCCCGGGUUCGGGGCGCGCUCCGACUUGAUCGUGAAACGCGAAGACGCUGACGCCGCUGGAGUGGUCGUGAAGCAAGAAGAAGACCAAUGGAGGAGUCUGGACGCCGAGACGCUGAGGAUUGUCGUGAAAACGGAAGUCCAGGAGGAUGCUUCGGAUCUGAAGACCGUUAAAGUGGAAGGCGGCAGUGAGAGGCCAGAGGAGACGACAGAGACCCGUGGGUGUUUGGUCAUCGGAGACGAGAACUACAUCAAGGUGGAGCUGUCGGCAGAGGACAUUGGUGAAGCUCCGGAUCUGAAGGCCGUUAAGGCGGAAGGAGCCAACGAGCGGCCGAAGGUGACGGCGGAGUUCCGCCGGUGUUCGGUCACCGCGGACAAGAACUUCAUCGAGGUGGAGUUGUCAGAGGAGGAUGUCGGUGAAGCAGAUCAUGACGCAAAGGAAACGGAACUCCCGUGCGAGGAGUGCGGGAGGGGCGGACGCUUCGAUGCACAGACGGACAGAGCGACGGAUCGCAGCAGCGGCAAGACCCCUCGAGCCUGCAAGCGGUGCGGGAAGUCGCUCGGAAUCACUGCGCCGUCGUGCGCGAGAGUCGCCGGCGACAGCGAGAAGCCGCACACCUGCAAGGAGUGCGGGAAGGGCUUCACGCGUCUCUCCAACCUGGAGAGACAUGCGACGACGCACUCCCUUGACAGACCGCACGCGUGCAAGGAGUGCGGGAAGGGUUUCGCGCAGCGUUGCACGCUGGAGGUGCACGCGAGGUCGCACACCGGCGAGAAGCCGCACGUCUGCGUCGAGUGCGGGAAGGGGUUCGCGGCGCGACACAUUUUGGAGGCGCACGCGAGGUCGCACACGGGUGAAAGGCCGCACGCGUGCGCCGAAUGCGGCAAGGUCUUCGGGCAGAGCUCCACUUUGAAGGUGCACCUCAGGACGCACACGGGCGAGAGGCCGCACGUCUGCCCCGAGUGCGGCAAGGGCUUCGGGCAGAGCUCCGAUUUGAAGGUGCACGUCAGGACACACACGGGCGAAAAGCCGCACGUGUGCUCCGAGUGCGGCAAGGGCUUCGGACUAGGCUCCACGUUGAAGGUGCACAUGAGGACGCACACGGGCGAGAGGCCGCACGUGUGCAAGGACUGCGGCAAGGGCUUCGCGCAGCGGUCCACUCUAGAGGCGCACGGCAGAACGCACAGCGGCGAGAAGCCGCACGUUUGCUCUGAGUGCGGCAAGGGCUUUUCACAGCGCUACACCUUGAAGAUACACUCCAGGACGCACACUGGCGAGUGGCCCCACGUGUGCCAGGAGUGCGGGAAGGGAUUCGCGCGACGCUCUGACCUGGAGAAACACAGGAGCACGCCUGUGAGGAGCCGCAUGUGCGCCGGGAGUGUGGGAAUCGUUUUUCUCAACGUCAUACUGUGACGGCACAUUCCAGGACACACGCAGCACUCGACUUAACCCUUCCCCCCCCAUUCCGAGACAUCUGCAAGUAGGCAGGGUCGGCGUUGAUUUUACUUAGAGAGUAGCGGUGGCGCCGUUUUUUAUAGAGAUGUCGUUACUCACCGCAGAGAACCGUAGCGACACGACCGCCGCCGCCACUCUACGAUGGCCGGCGCCAAAACUGAGCCACACUCCCUCCCCGCAUGGCCUUGUGAGAGCCUCGGUGUACCAAUAAAGUUACUUCAGUUAUUUUUCCAGUGUCGUUUUGACUAUGUACACGUACGUCAUCGGAAUGGAAUCGGAACAAAACCGAUGGCGUGUACAUGUGUGUACGUCAUCGCCAACGGGGGUGGGGAGGCACACACAUUACACACACACUACACACACACAUGGGUAAGAAGCGGCACGCGCGUGCCAGGAGUGUGGGAUAAGGUUUUUUUUUUAAAAAUCAACAGUCAACACUUUCAGAACACACCCGAGAACGCAGACUGGGGGUGGGGGGGAGUUGUGAUCCGUUAACACGUCCACACAUCCGGUCCCGUGCCCGCGAGAUCCGUUUGGGAGACCAGCGCGCGCGUUGGAAGACUUGCUUCCGUCAAGCAUUGCGAGGCAGCGCGCAAGGC
Molecule: messenger RNA, 2614 nt
Organism: Lethenteron reissneri (Far Eastern brook lamprey)
Lineage: Eukaryota; Metazoa; Chordata; Hyperoartia; Petromyzontiformes; Petromyzontidae
Product: zinc finger protein 239-like
Biological process (GO): regulation of transcription by RNA polymerase II; embryo development
Cellular component (GO): nucleus
Molecular function (GO): RNA polymerase II transcription regulatory region sequence-specific DNA binding; DNA-binding transcription factor activity, RNA polymerase II-specific
Source: RefSeq, a predicted model, not a curated record